AUGCCGAAACGUUAUGACGUUGGAACCGGGGCCCACGAGUAUCCAGCCACAGCACGUGAUCGGUACCGCCAGGUCUACUUUGAAGCAUUCGAUUUGGUGAUCGCGUGUAUCAAGGACAGAUUCGAUCAGCCAGGCUACAAAACCUACAGAUCCCUCCAAGACCUUCUGGUGUGCUGCGCCUGUGGUGGUGACUACGCCACUCAUCUGCGGAGCGUGAUGGACUUCUACAGGGACGACUUCAACGAGCAGGCGCUCACCACUCAGCUGGAGACGUACCAGGUCGCCGUACGGGACAAGAAGGUCAAGACCAUCACGGACAUUGUCACGUUCUUCCGCGACUUGUCUCCUGAGACUCGCCUCUUUUUCUCGGAGGUGAUGCGCGUCCUCCGCCACGUCCUGGUAAUGCCCGCCACCAACGCCACCAGCGAGAGGUCCUUCUCCGGCCUGAGACGCCUGAAGACGUACCUCCGGACGUCUAUGACACAGGAGAGACUCACCCACCUCAUGACGCUCCACGUGCACAGGUGUGCUACCGACGCAAUGGACUUGUUAGAUGUUGCCAAUGAGUUCGUCAGUGUGAAUGAAUCACGGUUAACUAUCUUCGGGAAGUUUUCAUAG
Dreissena polymorpha is the source of this 618-nucleotide messenger RNA. RefSeq lists its product as uncharacterized. Gene Ontology annotation, molecular function: protein dimerization activity. The record is from RefSeq and is a predicted model, not a curated record. Bases 1 to 618 code for a protein of 205 amino acids. Lineage: Eukaryota; Metazoa; Mollusca; Bivalvia; Myida; Dreissenidae. The transcript has a single exon.